UUACAGCAGAAAGGCACAAAAAAAGCCAUUUGACUCAAAUGUCACUAUAGGCUGCCGUAGUAACUAAUAGCUUUAACCAUCCAUUUCCGGGCUAUUGGUGGCAAAAUUGUGUUCAUUAUUGGCAGCCAAAGCGGCUCAUAGAUCCACUGAAGGCCUUAAUUGUGCGACGUGAAUUGUUGCCGUGUGGUCCUCACGCCACCGUACUGGUAGAAUUCUUUCUCAGACAUAUCGAAAAACGGAGGAAUGAGGCGCACAAGAGUGGGAUCCUAGGGACCUUCCCCCUGUGUAUUUGCAAGAAUCACAGGUUGGCUGUUCUUAAACUUGCGCAAAAGAUUUCCGGAUGGCCCACGAAAGCUUUGGUGAAUGUAGGUACAUGUACUCUACGAGUCGAUCGCAACGCCGCUGAGACUCAAAAGUAACCUUUCCGACACGUUUAUAGAAACAUGGGUUGGUAGUUUUGUCCCUGGAUGAUAGGCUUUUAGGGUUAAAUCAUCAAAUGGAGAGCCAUCCAGAUGCUUCUAAAUUGACAUUGUCAUAACAAUAACUCCAGACAAUUUCGGCCUCGAUGCGCCAUGUCAGGUCUGCGUCAACGGACCAGUUCACCUCCGAGCGGGGCGGAGGGCGGAGGGCGGGGCUGGACGGCAGAAACGACAUAAAAUGGUGGGUAAGAAAAGUGCUCCAGCAAGCAACACAACCACGUUCCAUUUAAUAGAAGCGGCCCACGACAUAUACCCUACGCAUUUCUCGGUAUAGAACACAGCCAUUAAACACCAAAGAUGUCGGCACCAAGCGAUUUUGAUCCGGAAAAUGCCCAGAACUUGGAGGAUAUUGAAAAGCAGUUUGCAGUCAAAGCGGUUCAACAUAUGACAACAUACUGGUCCCUCCUGGAAACGACACGAGGGUCUAAUUUGCGCUUGACAAAAAUGGACGACGAGAUAUAUGAGCAUUUCAUGAGUGUGUUUCCCGAAUUUGACCCUGCGGCGACGAUUGAUGAGGAUGAGAUGAAGAGCAAGGGAGGCAAGGAAAGGUGGAGAUCUUUCCUCAUGGCUUACGAUAAGAAGGUUGAGGAUUAUAACUUCGGGACACUGUUGAGAGCCAAUCCCAAAUGGGAGUAUGGGGAGAAAGAGACAAUUUUUUCUGUUCGCAUGCAAUUCUACGCCAUCGAAAUUGCAAGAAAUCGGGCUGGAUUAAACGACUGGGUUUACGAGCAGGCACACCCAGAGGAGAAAAAAGGAUCAUCAUAACAAGCGCCACUGAACAUAUAACCACAUAGACUUCACAUAAAUACACACGAGGAACCUCACAAGGCGUUCACAGCUCGGUGGCCUUUGGUUCCAUUGAGCUUUAGUGUUCAAUUUAAGGCCACGUUACUUGCAAACCACCCAUGAGGAACAGAUAAUUUUUGAGAGAAUAUAAAAAUUCAGAUCGACCACCAUGUCACGAUUUUUGCCAAUGAUUUGGACUUUCUUUCAUAAUGCGAUUAUUUAGAGUGUUCAGCAAGAACAUACCGCUCUACACAUAAGAAACAAUUUGACAGGUAGGGAGGGGUCUUUGAUAAUUUUGUUGCUUGCAUGUAUAUCUGCAAUCGAACAAAAAGCCUACUCAAUAUAUGCUAUGUGCGGAAUAUACCAUGUAAUGUUAUGUUACUAUGUACGGCAGCCUGUAGUGUCACUAUAAAUUUGAGUUUUUUUGUGAUUUUUUAUACUGGUGUUACUAUGCACACAUAUUAAUCAUAUUGAUUCU
This is a messenger RNA of Blastomyces gilchristii SLH14081, 1743 nucleotides long. Its product is annotated as DUF757 domain-containing protein. The coding region runs from base 777 to 1244 and encodes 155 amino acids. The record is from RefSeq and is a predicted model, not a curated record. Gene Ontology annotation, cellular component: cytoplasm. Lineage: Eukaryota; Fungi; Ascomycota; Eurotiomycetes; Onygenales; Ajellomycetaceae. The transcript is spliced from 6 exons.